Molecule: messenger RNA, 3882 nt
Organism: Bursaphelenchus xylophilus (pine wood nematode)
Lineage: Eukaryota; Metazoa; Nematoda; Chromadorea; Rhabditida; Aphelenchoididae
Source: the annotation of a GenBank genome assembly
AUGAGUUCAGCCGAUAAGAAAAAGAAGAACAAGAAGAAGGGAGGAAAGGUAACCUGUUCUUUUGUUUUUUCUGUCUUUUAGGUAUUACCCGUGUUCAACACCAAUUUUUUAGGGGAAUGCCGCCGAUGUAGAUGAGGAUUUUGACUCCCUUUUGGAGGAGUUCAAGACGACCGAGGUGAAGGAAGAGCCGGUAGAAGCCGCCAAGGCGGAAGAACCAGCGGCCGAAGAGCCGGUUGCCGAGAGUAAGAACAAAAAGAAGAAGAAGAAAAAGAAGAAGGGUGAAGAAGCUGAUGGAGACGACGAAGAGGAGGCUCCUCAAGAUUCUGGAACUCCCGAACCUGCCGCAGCUAAGGAUGAGACCGCAGCUAAGGAUGAGGCCGAUGACGACGACGAUGCCAAGGUGAACAUUAAUUGUUAUUCUACUAGAUAGCUUUAAAAAUUUACAUAGAAAUUUGUGCCUUUUUCACGGUGAUCUUUACAGAGUGACGCUGAGGAUCCAAAUGAAACCCCUGAAGAGCGAAAGAAGCGAAAAGAGAAGGAAAAAAAGAAAAAGAAGAAGGAUAAGAAGAAGAAAGAAGGAGAUGAGGAUGAUGGCAAGAAAAAGAAGAAGGUAACUCUUAUACUGUUAAACAAUGAGUAUUGCUCAUGUUUAGGGUGGAGCUAGCUCCCUGCUCAAGGAGAUGUUGAAGUUACGACAAGAACAAGAAGAAAAAGCGAGACAAGCAGAGGAAGAGGCAAGACGACAAGCGGAAGAAGAAGAAAAAGCCCGAAAGGAAGCUGUAAGUUAUCGUUUAUCUUUUUUGAAUUUGAAUUUAGGAAGAAGCCGAGAAAAAGCGUCGAGAAGAGUCAAGAAAACAGAAAGAAGAGCUGAUCGCGCAGCAGAAGAAAGAAGGAACUUAUUUGACCAAAAAACAACGACAACAACAGGCUCAGGCUCAAGCCAGACUCUUGCAGAAUGCUGGUGAGUGUUUUAUACUUAUUAUUUGAGCUUUUUAGAUAUCAUUCUUCCACCUGGAAUCCGCGGAGAGGCCGAUGAUGCAAAGCCAAAGAAGCCGCCAGUUUAUGGGCAGCGAAAACGAAAGCCAAAACAAGAGGAACAACAGCAGAAAGAGGCAGAACCUCCGGCUCCAGCAACUCCCGAACCACAGCCUGAACCCGAGCCAGAAGUCGAGAAGUUGGAUAGCCCUGAAAAAGAGGAUGUCGUAGAUGAUUGGGAAGAAAUUACCGUCGAAGAACAUGUCGUAGCAGAGCAAAAGGAGAAGAAGAAGCCUCAGAAACAAGCUUCCAAAGCGCAGGAAUCGAGCUCGGAAGAAGGAUCGUCUUCAGAAUCGGAUGAGGACUCCAGUGAAGAAGAAAGUGAAGAGGAAGAAGCUCCAGAAUCUGUCGAAGACAAGGCCAAAGUCCGUGAGAGACUGCGGAAAAGAGCUGAGGAGAAUGAAGCGAAACGGUGAGCAUAUUUCGUUUGAUUUUUAUUCAUGUUUAGGAGCACCGAUAACCUCCGAUCCCCCGUCAUUUGCGUGUUGGGUCACGUCGAUACGGGCAAGACCAAGAUGCUGGAUACGAUCAGAAGAACCAAUGUGCAGGAUGGAGAAGCUGGCGGAAUUACUCAGCAGAUCGGUGCGACUCGGGUCCCAGCCGACGCCAUCAAAGAGCGAUGCAAAAUGGUGCGGGAUUUCGCUCCGGAUGACAUGAAAAUCCCUGGGUUCUUGAUCAUCGACACACCUGGUCACGAAAGUUUUGCGUGAGGUUUUCUGGAUAAUUAGUUUUAUUUUUAGGCCUUUGAUGAUAUUGUAGUAGAUAAAUGAACCUUUGAUCUAUAUUAAAUUUUAUUUUUUAGCAACCUCCGAACCCGUGGAUCCUCCCUAUGUGACUUUGCCAUCCUCGUAGUCGAUAUCAUGCAUGGCCUGGAACCCCAAACUAUCGAAUCCCUGAAAUUGUUGCUAAAAAGAGCCACUCCAUUUGUUAUUGCGUUGAAUAAGAUUGACAGAUUGUAUGAUUACCAAUCAAAUCCACGAAAAGACAUCUGGCAACAUCUCAGAUCCCAGCCGCAGAACACGCAAUUAGAGUUCAAGGAGAGAUAUGAGAAGGUUAUGGUUGAAUUUGCGGAACAAGGUGGGUUGAAAUGGAGAUUUUGAGGUGUUAAUUGAGGGAAUCGAGUAGUUAUCAUUGGGGUUUGAAGAAUUUUUGACCAUAUUUUAGAUGGGAUUUGUUAUUUUUUAGAUGUUUAAUAUUGCUUUGGUCAAGAAAAAUAAGUUUUUCUGGAUGUUUUGAGAAUAAAAUCAUAUUUUUGAUCGGUUUGAAAGCUUAUUACGAGAAUAUUUUACCUUAUUUUAGGCGUGAACGUCGCCCUUGCAAAGGAUAACAAAAAUCCCGAAGAAUAUAUCUCGAUUGUCCCCACCUCGGCCUUCCUUGGAGAUGGUGUUGGCAACCUGAUGGCCUUUAUUGUCAACCAAAGCGAGACCCGGUUGGCCAAACGCCUGGCCUUUAGCGAGGAAUUGGACUGCACUGUGAUGGAAGUACGCUCCCUGCCCGGUCUCGGAAUGACGAUUGAUGUGAUCCUAGUGAAUGGAACUCUCCAUGUCAACGAUGCUAUCGUCUUGUCGGGCGUUGAUGGACCAAUUGCAACGACUAUCAGAGAUCUGUUGAUGCCGGCGCCGCUGAGAGAAAUUAGAAUUAAAGCGGACUAUGAGCAUUAUAAGGAGAUCAAGGGCGCACAAGGAGUCAAGGUCUUGGCCAAAAAUCUGGAAAAGGCCCUUCCUGGAUUACCGAUCUACGUUCCACAGCGAGCUGACGAAGUGGAUGUAUACAUGUAUGUUGUUUUACAUGAUUUUGGAAAUUUUAUGUCGAUUUUUUAGGGAAGACGCCAAACAUCAGCUGGAAAAUGCCCUCAUGGCCAUCAAAAAGAAGCCUGAAGGAGUUUACGUCCAAGCCAGCACUUUGGGAUCUCUGGAAGCACUUCUAGACUUUUUAAAACAACAGAAAAUCCCAUAUUCUGGAGUAAACAUUGGCCCAGUUCAUAGAAAAGACGUCCAAAAGGCAUCGACUAUGCAUCAACAUAACGAAGACUAUGCUGUGAUCUUGGCCUUUGACGUACCGGUAGACCGAGAAGCACAGGUUUUGGCCGAUAAAGAGCGGGUUCGAAUCUUCCAGGCUGAUAUUAUAUAUCAUCUGGAAGAUGCGUUCCUAAAACAUAGAGAAGAUCUUCGACUGCAGAGGAAAAAGGCUAAUGAACAUUUGGCAAUCUUCCCGUGCAUCUUGAGAAUCAUGCCGCAACAUAUUUUCAACACGAGGAAUCCAAUUGUUUUGGGUGUGAAUGUGGAGGCUGGGAAGCUGAAAAAAGGUACCCCGAUCUGCGCCAAAACUCCGGAUGAGGUGAGUAGAGUAAUAAGAAGGUCUUUCAAGGCUUUGAAAAAUGCCAAAGUGGGACAGUUGGGGCCGGAAAUAGGAGAUUUUUUUUAUAUUAUAGUAGGCUGUAAGGUCCAGACGGGAAACUAUCGAUUUGAGGCUUGAUUUUUGGUGUAAAUAUCAGUUGAUUUUAGGUCGUUUUCCUUGGCACGGUCUCCUCUAUCGAACACAACCACGAACAAGUCGAUGUAGGCAAGACUGGAGACGAAUUGGCCAUCAAAAUCGAUAACACCACUGGAGAUGCCCCCAAACUUUAUGGCCGCCAUUUCACCCACACCGACCCACUUGUUAGUAGAGUAAGUGCUCUUCAUAGGUUGAUAGGAUUGUAUUGUUAUUGGUUUACUGUUUAAUAUGCAAAUUUUAUUGCAGAUCAGCCGACAGAGCAUCGAUGUUUGCAAGGCCCACUUCCGCGACGAACUUACCCAAGCCGAUUGGACCUUGAUCAUUCGCCUCAAGAAAAUGUUAAACAUCUUAUAG